This is a messenger RNA of Tachysurus vachellii, 3490 nucleotides long. RefSeq lists its product as uncharacterized. The record is from RefSeq and is a predicted model, not a curated record. The coding region runs from base 282 to 1568 and encodes 428 amino acids. Lineage: Eukaryota; Metazoa; Chordata; Actinopteri; Siluriformes; Bagridae. The transcript is spliced from 16 exons. Gene Ontology annotation, molecular function: protein binding.
AGAACAUAUCAGGUUAAAACACAGUCUCAGCUUUAUAUUCUACCUAAUUACCUUCUUCAUCUGAGCUCGGUCGUUUCCUCUCAGGUCUGAAAGCAGGAGACAUUUUAUUUCCAUUAUUAUUUUUCAUAGCAUAGGGAUUAGAAGCUCCAUUCUAAUGGAAAUCCGAAUUUGCGGAUAAAAUGCCAUCGUCUUUGCGCAAUGCGUUUGCGUCGUUGUGCGUUCACGCUGCCCGACUUCAUCAACCAGAGAUUGUAUCAUAGGUAAUAAGAGAAUUAAGAGCAAUGGCAUCUAAACACCCUCUUAUUGCAACCCUGAAAGUGUGUAUUUUGGAGCUGCAGACUGAAGACACUGUGACUGAUGCAAGUCCUCAGCUAGCUUCAUGCUGUGAGCUACUGGAGCUCAUUCUGCGCAAAGGACUGCUGCAACCAGUGCUGAGUUUGACACACAGAGACUACUGGUGUUGUUUUGAGCAGUUAGUUCAACUGGACACAUGUGGAAGGCUUGGAGCUGUCUCUUUAGCCGUACAGCAGACCACAGCGUGUCCCAAACUUCUCAGCGCUCAGGGCCGGGGACGCUACUUCAUCCGCCUAAUGCUGAGCAGGAGAACUCUGGGAAAUGUAGUCAUCCAUCUUCUACACACAUCCAGCAUUUUGGAGUGGUACAGUUCAGACAUUUCUGUAUUGAGGAAUGAGGAAUUUGUAGAGCCUUUUCUCUCCUUGUGUCUGGUUCUCUCUGAAAUGGAGUUCAAACUCAACAUACACAACUGCAGCUUUCUGGAUGAGAGUUGGCUGCUCCCGGUGUGUGAAACGUAUGAGGCAGUGCCGUGUCGCGAGCUGGGGAUGGUUCUCAGAUAUCUGGACAGGCGUGUGUUUGUGUUGGAGCUGCUCCGAGGUGGUGUGGCUCAGGCAGACAUGUUUGCAGAGCCUGGAGACAUCAUUGAUGAAAUUAACGGCAUCUCACUCAGAAAUUCCAGAAAUGGACAGGCAGGUGUGGUGCUGUCCAGAUUAAAAGGACAGCCACUGUCCUUGCGCCUGUUGCGCUGGAGAGGUGAGAACGGCACCGUGUAUCGCCCCCUGGUGCCGCUUUUACGCCAGCUGAAGCAGGAGAAUCCCGCGCUGGAGUUUGGCUCACCUCUUCCCAAACCAGCGAUGCAGCAUGAAAACCAGAGCCAGUGUGUUAAAGAGGGACGGAUCCUGUAUGCAGUGCAGCUGUUAGGAAAAACAAACAUAGGAAUGUAUGGAGGGAAGGAGGUUCUGCAGUACGCCAUACCGGCUGUGCUGCAAAAGAGGCAGAGCAAGAAGGACGUGCUGUUGGACGUGAAGGAGACGCACCUGACUUGCACUGAUAAAUCCAAUAAACAGCAGCAGCUGUUCCAGCAUCACUUUCCUGAGAUUUCUUGUGUGGGGAGAUUCAGCCAGCCAGAUUACACCAUCUUCGCCUUCUGUGUAGGAGAUACUCCAGAUACGGGUUUCUGCUGUGUGGUCCUGCAGGCAACAUGCAGCGCUGAAUGUGAUGAGAUCGUCCACCGCAUCGCUGCAGGGUUUAAAAGCACUGAAUGGUUUGUGUGAGGAAAACACGUAAGCACAGUGUAACGUGCGGGGACGGACGCCGCCGAUGGUGAGGAUCUCACUUGGAUCUCCAUUGUAAGCUCGAUUGCCUGCAGUAGCAGAUCAGACCCAAAAGCAGGAAUUUAGUACAUGCACUGCUUUUAGUUAACAAAACAUAUUCUAACAAAACUUAAACAUACAUUAUGACAAAAACUUAGAUAACCUAAACAAAAUGUGACGUGACAUACGGCUAAGUAUGGUGACCUAUACUCAGAAUUUGUUCUCUGCAUUUAACCCAUCCAAAGUGCACACACACACAGCAGUGAACACACACACACACCGUAAACACACACCCGGAGCAGUGGGCAGCCAUUUAUGCUCAAGGGCACCUCAGUCGUGGUAUUGCCGGCCCCAGACUCGAACCCACAACCUUAGGGUUAGAAGGCAAACUUUCUAACCAUUAGGCCAUGACUUCCCCCACGAACAUGGCUAUAAAACAUGACUAUAAAGGCGUCCGGCCUUACGGCUCGCCCCUGGUGGUAUGGCAAGGAACUGUCGCAGUUACUUCAGACACAAUGACUAACACUGAGGUUCACGUUUUCACGAAAUACUUCUUUUAUCAGUAAAACACUCAGUACAGGGCCGGGCUUGGCUUCAGCCAAGUGUUCUGUUGGGCACAACAUGACUUUUAUAUUCAAGCUGGAACACUAAAUUAUUUACUUAGUGUUAAAUUUUAUCUCGUUGGGCAGUUUCUCUUUUUUCCAGUGUAUAUGCUACAUAAAUGCCCUCCAUGACCACUUUAUUUUUGUAUAUGAUUAUUGCACGAUUCCUGUCUGAUCAACUUUUGAGCACAUUAUUAGUUUGGUGUUGGAAUAAUUUUAGUCUUUCUACAUAUGAAAUAAAAAGAUGACUCUAAAUGUCUAAAUGACUUUAACUCUAAAUGUCUGUCCCAGGUGUGUAAAUUUAAGACUUGUGAAUAUAUGAAGAGAUUUUAAAUCUAAACUCACUAUCCACUUUAUUAGGAACACUUGUACAUCUGCUCAUUCAUGUAGUUCUAUCGUCAGCCAAUCAUGCUGGGUUUGGGUGAAUCUGUGCCCAUGAUAGCCUCACGUUUAUGUUCUAGGUUCUGGAUCUACCUCAAGGUUUGUUGUGUUGUGUGUUCUGACACCAGUGGGAAAGAGUGAUUAUAUGAGUUACUGUGUCCAUUAGACCCUCUCUUAACAAGGUGGUUCCACACACAGAACUGACACUCUCUCAGUGUGUAUUUGCUUUUUUUUUUUGCUUUUAAACUCUAGAGACUGUUGUGUAUGAAAAUCUAAAAAGUUCAGCAGUUUCUGAAAAACUCAAACCAACGCAUCUGGCACCAACAACCAUGCCACGGGUAAAGUAGCAGAGAGCACACUUUUUUUUUUUUUUUUUUGAGGUUUGAAAUGAGUAUUAGCUGAAGCUCUUGACCUGUAUGAUUUUAUGCAUUUGAAAGAUGAAAUCUGUAUGAUUUUAUGCAUUUUUUCUGCUGCCACAUGAUUGGCUGAUUACAUAACUACAUAUAUGAGCAUGAAUGUUCCUAAUAAAGUGGCCAGAGAGGGUAUUUCCACAAUUUAUAUUGCUACUGUAAUGAACAUGAUAUAUAUUGAUUAUUUUUACAAUUUCUUCACAAUUGUGUUCUAAACAUAUUUAAAGUACGGCCUGAUUUUUUUUUUUUUACUUUCCUCAGCACUAUUGCAACUCAGUGUGUAACUCUUGUUUAAAAAGUGUUGCAAUCUUUGUUGCUUGUUAAUAAAAAUAGAAUGAAAUGUCUGGAAAAAAAGACAAACAUUUUUAAAUGACCUACUUAUUAACAAUGAAACCAUAGAGAAAGUUGGGAAGAGAGGAUCAACAUGUGUUUAAAAACAAACCUGUUUAUGUAGAAAUUUAUGAUAAGUAAAAGUAUAUAACAUACUGUA